CCGCCGCGCCGCUCCGGGGACGCCCGGGGCUGCCGCCGGCUCGGGGCCGCGGACGACCGCGGGACGCGCGAGUCCCCCGUCCCCCCUUGCCCGCCGUCCCCCCCCGCCACCCUUGCCCGAGAGGAGUCAAAUCCGGCUUUUAGAGCUCGGGGAGGGUGGGGAUAUCCGGUGCCUCUCCCGCGCCAGGAGGAAGGGGGAGGGCGGAGAGGAUCCUUGGCCAGUCUGCGCCGAGCAGAUUCAAACCAAAACAAAAAGAUUAAAGGAGCAGCGGCCGGGGCGGCAGCGGUCCCCAGGCCGGGACACCCGGGGUGGUGCGCCCGGGUUUGCGGGGGCUGCGCCGGCGCCGGGGAGGCGGGGGGAGCGGGAGCGGGAGCUGGAGCGGGCGACGCGGGGAAGGGGGGAGCCAGGGGGAGGGCGCCGGCCGGAGGAGGGGCGGACCCGCCCGCCCUAGCCGAGCAGAACACAGCCGAGCCGAGCAGCCCGGGCGGGGCCCGACCCCGGCCAGCGUCGGCGCAGAGAGCAGGCGGAGGCGCGGGCCAUGCUGCGACUGGUGCCCGCCGGGGCCCGGGCCAUCGUGGACAUGUCGUACGCCCGCCACUUCCUGGACUUCCAGGGCUCCGCCAUUCCCCAAGCCAUGCAGAAGCUGGUGGUGACCCGGCUGAGCCCCAACUUCCGCGAGGCCGUCACCCUGAGCCGGGAUUGCCCGGUGCCGCUCCCCGGGGACGGAGACCUCCUCGUCCGGAACCGAUUUGUUGGUGUUAACGCAUCUGACAUCAACUAUUCAGCAGGCCGCUAUGACCCCUCAGUUAAGCCUCCCUUUGACAUAGGUUUCGAAGGCAUUGGAGAGGUGGUGGCCCUAGGCCUCUCUGCUAGUGCCAGAUACACAGUUGGCCAAGCUGUGGCUUACAUGGCACCUGGUUCUUUUGCUGAGUACACAGUUGUGCCUGCCAACAUUGCAACUCCAGUGCCCUCAGUGAAACCCGAGUAUCUUACCCUGCUGGUAAGUGGCACCACCGCAUACAUCAGCCUGAAAGAGCUCGGAGGACUGUCGGAAGGGAAAAAAGUUUUGGUGACAGCAGCAGCUGGGGGAACGGGCCAGUUUGCCGUGCAGCUUUCAAAGAAGGCAAAGUGCCAUGUAAUUGGAACCUGCUCUUCUGAUGAAAAGUCUGCUUUUCUGAAAUCUCUUGGCUGUGAUCGUCCUAUCAACUAUAAAACUGAACCCGUAGGUACCGUCCUUAAGCAGGAGUACCCUGAAGGCGUGGAUGUGGUCUAUGAAUCUGUUGGGGGAGCCAUGUUUGACUUGGCUGUAGACGCCCUGGCUACGAAAGGGCGCUUGAUAGUAAUAGGGUUUAUCUCUGGCUACCAAACUCCUACUGGCCUUUCGCCUGUGAAAGCAGGAACAUUGCCAGCCAAACUGCUCAAGAAAUCUGCCAGUGUACAGGGCUUCUUCCUGAACCAUUACCUUUCUAAGUAUCAAGCAGCCAUGAGCCACUUGCUCCAGAUGUGUGUGAGUGGAGACCUGGUUUGUGAGGUGGACCUUGGAGAUCUGUCUCCAGAGGGCAGGUUUACUGGCCUGGAGUCCAUAUUCCAUGCUGUCAAUUAUAUGUACAUGGGAAAAAACACUGGAAAAAUUGUAGUUGAGUUACCUCACUCUGUCAACAGUAAGCUGUAAAAACAGAACAAUGACAUAAAUCAAGGGAGAAAGAAAAUGGGCACUUUAUGUCUCAGAAUUACUCAAAUCAAUUUACUUUUAGUUGGUAAUGGAUAUAAUAUUUCUUAAAACAAAAGUAAGGUGUUAAUGAAUAGGUCUCUCCUUCUCCUCCUCCUCCUCCUCCUCCUCCUCCUCUUCCCUUGGGGGAAAAAAAAAUGUGCUAAUAAAACUUCCCUCCAUGGCUAAGAGGGAAAACGCGUACAUUCAAUUCUUUAGUCAUGGAUGGUCUCGUUCCAGAUUUUAUUGUUCCAGGGAACUAAAUUCAUUCCUGAUGCCAGAUCUGAUCGAGUCAGUAUGUCUUCAGCUUGAUCAGAUUUUAAAAUCAGUUUUGAAAGUGGUUCCCGACUUCUUCUUUGCUUUGAGAGAAUUUGGUCUUAUGCUAAUAAGCAGUUCAUGAGUGACAAGUGUAGCAAAACCCAGCCAUAUAUUUUCAGAAUCUAUCCUCAGGAAAUGGUCCUUUUUUUUCUAUAAAUCACUAACCAACUGUCUAAGUGGACAUUUGGAGGAAUUCCCUCCCAAAUUUGAUUUUGUUAUUAGAAAAAUGAUUCCGUGAACACAGAUGUGUUUUGAAGAAGUAGCACGUAAUGGCUUUUAUCUACCAUCAGCCUGAUAAGGCACAUGUGAAAUGGAAAUGUUCUCUUUCCUCUGAAGCAGCAAAUUAAUGUUGAAAACUUACAUAGACAGAAAGUAGGUUUUGGAAAAGGAAACCACAGAGAUUAGGGAGACCUAAAAUUAAUAUAGACGCAGGAAAGAAAAAAGUAUGCGCUCCGUUCUCAGUGGGGGUUCGCCACAAAACCCGGGCCCCAGGAGGGAAACGCUGUCUAGGCACACCGCAAGGCCUUAGUAACAGCGUGCUGCACUGCUCACGGUACGGUAUGUCCCAUCGCCCUGUGCACCGUAGGGACCGCGUCAUCUCAAGGAAGAAUACAUUUGCUUCUCCUUAGAGGCUUUCAAACUAGAAGCUAUGUGUUACCUCUGAUUCUGGAAACAGAAUAGCAGCCACUCAUUCUGCAUUCCCAUUUUUCUCUCCACGUGUUCUGGGGGAACGAGAAGCUCCUUGGCACUAUAGCCUGAUGUCCCACAUUCACCCACUGACCACACAGGAUAAGCAGCGAAACCUGCACCCUCUCUUCUGAAUCACGCCUGUAGCUCAUCGGCUUCCCUCUUAACCUUUAGUGCCCUGAAGACUGCUGCCGCUAUCACCGUUGUGCUGAAACCCCAUGGGGCCCUUCUAAUUGAAGGUGAAGCCCACCAGGUUAUUUUUCAAAGUCUUAGGUUUCGGUGUAUCUAACCUGCUCAAUAAAUAUGGACGCAAUUAAAGAUGCUCUAGGAAAUUUGGGGACUGUAUUUAAUUUUUCUUUCCUUCCAUCUGAGGAGCAAGGAAAUCCUGCUGCCGAAUAGCUGUUAGUAUCUAUUUUACAAGAUUUACUCAUUUUCAGGUACCUAAUGUAGCUGCUAGCAUGCAUGCACAACAAUACAAUUUAUAUGGUAAAUGGAACCAAAUAAUGGCUUCGCUGAAUGUUAUGGCUGCACUGAAGGGAAAUGUCACGGUAAAUAGCUGCCAAAUUAUGGAUCAUGCCGAAGUGUCACAACUGCACUAAAGACAAAUAGCACCAGAGGCUAUUGCCACUGUGACGCUUUUGAGUUAUGAAGAAGGGUAGCGGCCUGAUGCGAGGCUCUUUGUGUCCUCAUUAUAGCAAAGGGUUACUGGUGCAGGGGACUAGGAAAACCCGUCCAGUGUGGUGCUUAGUUAUUCAUCCGUCCCUUUCAGACCUAACGGCCACAGCCACACGCAAAGAGACUUUGCCUCGCUUUUACAUUCACAAACAAACAAAGGAGGGGGGAGCAGGUUUUAUGAAUGUAACUGUGCACAGGAAAUGACUGGUAAUGGAAAAAUGUUAUAAUAAAAUAAUCUAAUCAAAGAAUAUUAUUAAAUUUAAUGUAGUCUGUGUCCAAAAGGCUUAGUUGCUUCUUAUGCAGAUAGAUGUGUGAAAUCUAAGCAAUAAUGUACUUUCUCCCUUUGUAAAGACUUGGGGAGUAAGGACAUUACCAACUAAAUUGCUUCUUCGAAACUGAAGUGAGUCCCGCUUUCUUUCAUUUUAAUGGGAGGGUAAUAAAGAUGAAAGACCAACAUUUUAACUGAUGGAUCCCUUAAGCUACAGAAUAGAAAUUUAUUAUGUUUUGAGGGAAUAUACUAAAUGCAGCUAUGUAAAAAUAAAAUUCAAACACCCAGGAUUAAAAUAAAAUACAAUCUGAAAA
Molecule: messenger RNA, 3970 nt
Organism: Symphalangus syndactylus (siamang)
Lineage: Eukaryota; Metazoa; Chordata; Mammalia; Primates; Hylobatidae
Gene: PTGR3
Product: prostaglandin reductase 3
Cellular component (GO): mitochondrion
Molecular function (GO): 15-oxoprostaglandin 13-reductase [NAD(P)+] activity; zinc ion binding
Source: RefSeq, a predicted model, not a curated record